Molecule: messenger RNA, 2134 nt
Organism: Diuraphis noxia (Russian wheat aphid)
Lineage: Eukaryota; Metazoa; Arthropoda; Insecta; Hemiptera; Aphididae
Gene: Ythdc1
Product: YTH domain containing 1
Biological process (GO): mRNA splicing, via spliceosome; regulation of alternative mRNA splicing, via spliceosome
Cellular component (GO): nucleoplasm
Molecular function (GO): N6-methyladenosine-containing RNA reader activity; mRNA binding
Source: RefSeq, a predicted model, not a curated record
UAAUAACAAAACAAUAUAUUUUACUACUCAGUACUCAGCACGAGAAUCAUAUUAUUAUGUGUAUUACUAUUUGUGUCUUGUGAAGCCGUGAACACUUGUAUCCAACGAUUCCAAGCAUGAAAAAGUAGUGGCGCGUGCGUCUCGUACUUACUAUUGUAAAAUUGUUUACAUUAAUCAAAUUAUAGUUGUAAGCACCUGCUUGUGCGUUUUUUGUUUAAAACAAUAUUCCGCUAUACGACGUCUAUACGCAUUUCGUCCGAAAAACCGACCGGCCAUCAUUUAUCGUGUAGUGGUUUUUAAAUUAAUUAAUAAUUAAAACGACCGUGGUAAGUCCACAGCGAAAUGGACGAUUUCGUGGUAUAAAGUAGUGGUAUAAUGUAGUCUGUAAUAAUAGUAACCAUCGUGACGACGAUAUCUUACUCGACAUGUCGUGUCUCGAAAACUAUUCGAAUUAAUUAUCGUCGAUGUAAUUUGCAUUGUCGUUAGUCGCGGAUCCCCCAGUAGUCCGAAUUCAAUUUUUAUCAAGAUGUGUUAAAUUCAACUCGAUCCGUGUUUAGUUGAUAUUUUACGACGAUGUAUUAUAUAAAUUAACCAUUAUUAUACAUCAUGUAUUUAUUGUUUGCUCUGGUCUCGGUGAAGAGUUAAAAAAAAAGUUUAUCUUAAUACACCAACUGUCUACUACAUUAUGGCGAGCCAGACAACAAUGAGCUUAUGGGAUUUUGUUUGGAAUACAGUCUGUGUACUGUUGGUGUCAAUCRAUAAUUUUACUUUAUACCCGUAGUAUUAUUUUCUGUUUAUUAAAUAAUCUGAUCGAGUCUGUAUUUAUUAACUAUGGAUCUCAACAAGUUAUUUCAAUGGAUGAAGACUCAAUUAGUGUUCAUGGAUCUACUGCUGAUUCCAUUGAAGCAUUUGAUGAACUUCAAGUGCUUGAUGAAAUCACAGAUGAAACCGACAAUAUUAUUGAAGGUGAUGACCAAUUAGAUGAAGAAUUUGACACUAGAAGUGAAGCCAGCUCUAGUUCCAUUGAUGAAACUUCGACAAGAAAUAAGAUUAAAUCUGAAAGAUACAUUAAAAUAGGGGAAGGUACGCCAACUAAAAAAAAACCAUCUGAAGAAUAUCUAUCUCAAUUAAGACUCUUGUUAAAAGAAGCUCGAUUUUUCAUCAUAAAAAGUAAUAAUUAUGAAAAUAUUGAGUUGGCUAAAAUUAAAAGUUGUUGGUCUACAAGACCAUGGAAUGAAACAAAAUUAAAUCAAGCUUUCAGAACAUGUAAGAAUGUAAUUUUGAUAUUUUCAGUUAAAGAAAGUGGUAAAUUUGCAGGGUUUGCUAGAAUUUCUGAAGCAGCUAGAUAUGAUUUGUCACCGGUUGGUUGGGUACUACUUGGAAGUCGUAAUUUAUCGGGUGUAUUUAAAGUUGACUGGAUUACUACAAAAGAGUUAGAAUUCAAUGAUACUUCUCAUUUAUUUAACGCAUACAAUGAAGGAAAAACUGUCAAAAUUGCUCGCGAUGGCCAAGAAGUUGAUGCUAAGACUGGAUUACAAUUGUGCUCAAUGUUUCUAGAAGACAAAUCAAUUGAUUUUCAGUACAUUUUAAAAAAAGCUAAAAAUCAUCAACCCUCUAUCAGUACAGCCGAAUUACGACAACGACGUAGAGUGCUUGGUUUACCAGAUGAAGGACCAACUAGUAAAGAAUAUAUUCAUGCUUAUCGGUUUGGGAUGCCACAUAAACAACCACCUAGGAUGUUAUCACAUCCAUAUUAUGUACGCCCACCUUUGUAUCCACCAUACCAAUAUAAUUUAAGUGGAUCACCAAUGGUACAACGUUAUUAUGACAAUGUACCAUUGUCACCUUUUCGGCUUCCCAUACAUGUACCAGAUACAUACACAAGACCRUUGGAAGAUUACUAUAAAAGAGACAGAUUACUCAAUCUCAGGGAAUAUCAUUCGAGUCAAAGACGUGAAAAAGAACGCCAUACUCAUAGACAUCGUUAUCAUUAAAGUUUUUGAAAAUACCAUCAAAAGAUCCUCCUUAGAUUACUAAAACAGAAAUAUUAGCAUUAAGAUUACUAGUCUUAAAAGUAAAUACAUUUUUUUGUUAUUAUUAUUUUUGUAUAAUUAGAAAUUUUAUCCUACUAUGA